AUGGACCCUCCACCCUUUGACGCUUUUCUGGCGUCUAUGCAGAUGGUCGGCAGCACCGUGCGGACGUUGCUCCUCUAUCUGUACUCCGUCCAGCACUCCAUAGCCGACAAGCUCGGCUUCGUUCAUCCCUCUGAGCCCACCGAGCUCGACCAGGUCGCCGCCUUCGCCAUCCCCUUCAUCCGCUACGUCCAGACACUAUACGAUGCCGUUCCCAAGGAUACGAUCCCUGACCUUAACGCCGUGCCUGAGCUUCUCUACAUCCUCUGGCCUGUGGUCGUGGCGAUCCUCAUCACCGCUUCGAUGACUCUCUUCGGCCCUCAUCGCUUCACCUUGCAUUCCUCUACAAUCUAUGUCCUGCUCAUCGCCGCUAUUCCCAUCGUCUGCAACCUCGAAGUUGAUGGGAACUACCAACACAUCUUCAGCGACCAUUUCGUCCCAUCGUGGGCGCUCGUAUCUCGCCUCUGGCAAGGCUGGGACUGCGUUAUUCCGCCCGACGACGUCGCCCACUUUGCUGUGCGAUUCCUGCUUCUUGCCGUGGGGGCCCAGAUUGGCAUGGUGCUGCACACCAUCGCCGUCUGGUUAUACUUUACCGUCCGGAUCGCAUUCGCUGUGGUCCGCUCCGUCUUCUGCCUCCCCUUCAAGCUCUUCCCCGCAUUACGUGGCGCCAUCAAGCCUCACCUGCGGCAGCCCGAGUGCCCUUCUCCUAUUGCGCCUGCUGAAGAGCUUGCCGCGCCUGUUGACGGGCUCGUUGCGCCUGUUGACGAACUCGCCACGCUCGAAGAGCGCACUGCACCCGCGGAAGAACCACCCGCACCCGUCAACCAGCAAGCUGUGUGCCCCGACGAGUUAGACUGCGGCGAAGAUGAGCGCGUACCUGCCGAUCAGCUCUCCUCAGCUUCUCCUGACAUCGCCGCCAACUCUGCCAAAGAAGAGGAACCUGUCAGCGUCGAGAUGGAUGCCAACCCCUCUCCUCCUUCCCCUCCGUUGCCUCCUGCUUCCGAUGACUCAGUCUCUGAGCGCUCCGAGCAUUCGUCGACGACGCUGAACCGUCCGCUCACCGUGAGCGAAGACAGGCCCGAGAAUGCCGAAGCCCUCGACUCUGAGCCCAACAAGUCUGAAGUCUCGCAGCCCGAUGCUGUUGAGGAAAAGCCCGCUCAGACCUUCGACGUCGCAUACACGGUUCCGUCUGCCGUGUACGCCGUACCUUUCAUCGACUACGCGGCCUUUGACCCGGCGAACUCCUCUGAGCAAGUCUGCCUCGAGGACGACCACAACCUUCUCUCCCAGAACGACCAGACCGACGAUGAGCAAAAGAUAGCUGACGUACCGCCCUCCACCUCCCCUCUUGAGGCCUCGACGCCCGUGACGUCUGAGCUUGGCACUGAUGCCCCGACAACACUGACACCCGCCCGCGUCUAUGUUGAAAAAACACCGGUUCCUACGUCUCAGCCAUCCGACGCGGACGCCGCGCCUCCCACUUCUCCUUUAUUUGAGGAAGAAGAGGAGGAGGAGGAGGACGAGAUGCCUGAGCUCCAAUGUCUAACUCACACUCACCCAUACCAUGUCCCGCUUUCCGAUCCUCGUAUCCGGGCUGAUAUCGACACGAUGAUGAACGCGUUGGACCCCACAGUAUCGGACGACGUUCGAGAGUUCUUGUCAAGCGUCUCUUCUGACUAUUUCCGCUUUGGCUUCUUGGCCGCGCUGAUGACGCGCAUGGACGCCCACCCCGAGCAGAUCAAAAGGAACUUCGAGCUCUUAGAUGACGACGGCGACAGUGAUGAUGAGGAUGAACCGUUGGCGUCCUGGCAGCAAGGGUACCACCUGGGUGACCAUCAUGCAUACACCUUCAUUUUUGCACAGCACGAGCGUCCGAGGGACCCAUCGCCCCUGGAAGUCGAGCAAACGAUCCGCGCGCUCACGCACAAAAUCAUCUGGCAGAUAUACACGCAGUCCGACAUUUACACUGGGUGGGAUGAUUUCGAAGAUCCAUGCCAGUGGGGCGCGCAUAGGUACAGGGGUGUCGAGCCCUGGUGCAUGGAUGUAGAUGAUUGCAGGGCUUUCGUGCGCAAUGGGUGCGACAUGGGUGCUCGCGACCUCAAAGUUUUCGAGCGCGCCGUCCUGUUCUCGGUUCUUCACCAUGAUGUUCCCUUCGUCAGGCUUCCGCGCUCUCAGGGCGCGCCGUUUGUGGAUCCUCAUGUGUGGGAGGUCGUGCACAUGUAUGUGCGCUUGAUGGCCGACUCGGAGGUGUACUCCCGGAUGCUCGAAAAGGUAGUCAAUUUCCUGAAUGGAGUCACCCGAAAGUGGAUAAUUUUGUGCGGAAUCGGCUGCCGCUGCUAUGCGCGCUCAUGUUCACCCUCGUAUAAUCGCCAGUCUCUUGACGGUGACGGCCUCUCGCUGUCGUCUUCGUUGCACUCGGCCUUCUCGCGUGCGCAGCCCUUCGACAUUGCGGUCAUCGCAUGCCUCGGAUGCCAUGCCAUCGUUGAACACCCACUCAUCGUCGUCGUGUUCACCUUUUACUCCGCCAUCGUAGCCUUCUUUGUCGACGCCUGCGCCUUCUCUCCGCCGCGUGCUUCGUCAUAUCCAGUCAUAUCCACGUCGAGCCUCUCCGAGACUGCCACCCCCGAAGCGUCCGCUUCGAGCGCACCUGCGUCGUGCACGCUGCCGGCUGCGGUUGAGCCGCCCACGUCAAGGGGUGAUGAGUCGUCUCCGGAGGAACUGUGCACGUCGCUUGUCAACGCUCCUCCACCAGCCGGAUCCGGACUGUCGACGUAACGCCCACUUCGCCUGCUUCCUCUGCUACCUUCGACGUACCCUCCGCUCUACACGUUCCUGCUGUAGUGCGCCGGAAAGGGGCAUGCAGCAUCAGCAGUCAAUGUCCUGCUGAUGUUGGCGGUGGGGGACUGACAUGUGACGCUUUGUUGGCAUUACCGGGACACUGGCAGCCUUAUGACGCUGGUUGG
This is a messenger RNA of Schizophyllum commune H4-8, 2960 nucleotides long. RefSeq lists its product as uncharacterized. Lineage: Eukaryota; Fungi; Basidiomycota; Agaricomycetes; Agaricales; Schizophyllaceae. The coding region runs from base 1 to 2772 and encodes 923 amino acids. The transcript has 9 exons. The record is from RefSeq and is a predicted model, not a curated record.